AUGUACCAACAGUCCAUGAUGCGGGCUGAAGAAGUGCGCAGGCGGCGCAGAGAAGACAUGCCAACAACACAAACGGCUGUCAACAAUAUUUUAGCUGCAGCAGCUAGGGAGAUGGAAGAGGCCAGACAAGCGACCAGGACUGAUAGAGUCGUCGCCAGCAUCCAGACGGAACAGGAUAGCAAUACAUCAACAGCUACACCGUCAGACGCGAAACGCGAGUCCGAAGACGAGAGGCCAAAGAAGAGAAUCUCGAUUAUGUCACCUGAUGAUGAGAGGAUGCGAGCGAAAAAGAAGAUGACUGUGCGCUUCCAGGACGAGAAGAUGGAAGAACCCAAUAAGGUCACUUCACCCAGUGCAACAAAUAAUGGCGAGCCAAAAGAAGACAACAAACAGGGCGGUAUAAAAGUUGUGCAGUUGGCUGUUUUACAGAAACCCACCAAUAACGAACAUGACGAUUCUGAUGAACGAGGUAAAGCGAUGGAUGAGGAAGAGGAAACAGAUUCAAGCGGUUCCGUAUCUGAUGCUGCUGCCAAUGAUUCGCAGGAUGGAAGGCCCUAUGCAUGUGAUAUUUGUGAUGUUAGGUUCGCCCGUUCAUCCCAUUUGUCCCGACAUCGUCUUACGCAUACCGGUGAGCGUCCGUACACGUGCGGCGGUUGCGGACGUUCUUUCGCUCGCUCCGACAAACUGCGCGUACACACUAAGAUCUGCGAGCGGGAAGACCCAACAGUGGAUAUGACAAACGAACAGCCGGUUGUCAAACGCGAGGACAAUUCCGAAGUAAUGUCGGGAAUGGUCCGUUCCACGCAUCGCGAGUCCAGCCAUCUUGUUUUCACGCCCAGCGGUGACGUCAUGCUGCCCCCGAGAACCACUCCAGUGAUUUUAAACUCCACGCUGGAUGCCAGGAACGAUGCUGAUCUCUCUGACCCUCCGAGACGGGGCCGCGGUAGACCCAGGAAGACCCCGCUGCCUUUGACCCCCAAGGUCAAGAAGCGACGAGGACGCCCGCCAAAGACGUCUCUCGACAUGGAAGGAUGUGUGCUAACAAGUGGUACCGUGAUGGGUCCCAGCCCCCAACAUAUGUCUGCUCUAUCCCCCGCGGGCCAACAGCUGCUGCUGAAGAGGAAACGAGGUCGCCCACCCAAGAACUACCUCAUACCCAACAGACCUGGUAUGGAUAUGACAAUACCGAUGCAGUACGGCCUAGCUGCUGAGAUAAACAAAUUUUACGGCCGACCGAACGAAAACUACAACGCGACCAACCUGCCAUUCGGAGACUUCUCCUAUUUAACGGAAAUGAUGUACAACCCUCUCGCCUACUCGUACGGCGUGACCAGCGUCGACCCGGACCGGAACAUCGACGCCGACCACAUGGCGUCCGAGACCCACGACAGGACCAUCGACGUGUCGGACUCCUCCAGCGACGAGGACGACUCGAGGGUUGAGCCGGAGGAGAACGUCCCCCCGGUCGGCUGCGAGACCCAAAUCAUGACGGUCGGCGACUGUCAAAUCGUGAAACUACCCGCAAACGAGGACAAGGAGGACAAAGAUCAGGCGCAGAUGGAUGCGAACGUGUCGGUCUCCACUCCCAGCUCAGUCACGAUUACCCCGAUCACCACCGUGGGCGACUGUACCAUACGCCCGGUUGAGAACACAUAA
Molecule: messenger RNA, 1656 nt
Organism: Pieris macdunnoughi
Lineage: Eukaryota; Metazoa; Arthropoda; Insecta; Lepidoptera; Pieridae
Source: the annotation of a GenBank genome assembly